AUAGUGAUCAACGAUUACCUGAAAAAGGUCUAUCCAAAGAAUGAUGCGAAGCCUCCACGACAUUAUCUUUGCCCUCUAAUCAAUGAAACUCUCUGUCAUCCUAUCAAGGAUGAAUCAACCUUUGCGGUGACCGUCUUCAACAGUAACUCGCGAAAGCUGUCGACUGUGGUUACGAUACCAUACUAUUCGAAACAGGUCAUGGUGAGGAACGCGACAGGGGCUCGAAUAGCUGUGGAGUUAGUGAAGACAUUCCAAGUGGAUUCGUUGAGCAACAACAAUCGAGCUCCCUAUGAGCUUCUGCUACCAGUCGAAGUUGGACCAGUUGGCUAUGCCACGUAUAUCGUCGACAACUCAACGUCAAAGUGA
Ostertagia ostertagi is the source of this 366-nucleotide messenger RNA. Lineage: Eukaryota; Metazoa; Nematoda; Chromadorea; Rhabditida; Trichostrongylidae. The record is from the annotation of a GenBank genome assembly.